AUGGCACAAGGCUCACAGGCUUCCAUUGUUAAGAUCGCUGGCGCAGGGUUUCGGCUCUCACUUCUCUUGAAUGCUGCCGCUUGUCAACUAGCCCAGUCAAGACUGGAAAUUCACAGCAUCGCCAAAGGAAUCUCGCUUUUCGCUCUGACCCUCAAGCAUGUUGGGCAGACUAUCGAGGGUACCGAUGUAGACCAGUCUCCAGAGGCAGCAGAAAAGGCAUGGGAGAUUGCCGGACAAGGCCAGAUGAUCUUCAUUGAAAUCGAACACAUGCUGGACAAGCUGAAGGCAACUGAUAAAGACAAUGAUCUUAUGAGAAUUCCACUACAGGAAAGACUCAAAUGGUGCUUCCGGAAGCAGCAUGUCACUUAUCUGCUAGCCCAGUUGGAAUCUCUCAAGCUUAGCUUGAUCGUGAUGCUACAAACUCUGCAGCUUGGGAACGUCGUCAAAUCUAAUGUUGAUGAUGGGAUUGAUACCGAUUCCCUUACAUCCACCGCCGACGAUGCCAUUGCCCAGGAGAAAGCGGAAUCUCAAAACAUGAUCAUCGUCCGAUAUUGGUCUGUUAAGCGCCUCGACCGCUUGUGGGAUCUUGUGGAACAGGAGACUUUGGAUGCCACCAAUGACCCAACAAACCAAAGGAUUAGUUCCAAUUACUCGUCCAAUAUGGCACGCUCGGAUCCGACAAAACUGCCCAUCAUUACUUUUGGAGACAGCGACGUGGGACUGAGUGACAUGGAAAGAUCCCCGAAGGAUAUGGUGCAGCUAUCUGAGAGCACUUUGAAUCGGCUGCUUUCGCUCUGGGUUCCUUUCAUUGACCCUUCCAAACUACGCCACGCUGGCAAAGGCUUGGACAUAUCCAACAAGCAAGUCCAACCUCGAGUCUACGUCUCUUCGGACACCGAAAAUGAUACUGAAGAGCUAGAUUUUGAUAAUAACGACGGCCGAGGUUACGGUUACUAUCUCGAAGGAUCAACAGUGAACUGGAGAGACCCUCAUUCACAGGAGGCCCGACAGCAUGCAGCAGAGCUACGCCGGAAGUAUUCUAGCUACCAGGCUCACGUAGAAAGCGAAUCAGAGCCCGAUGAAUAUCCCAAACAUCGAGAUACCCUUCGCAGUGACUCAAAAGUCAUCGACUCAAGUGAUGAGGGGGAGCAAAGGCCGUUUCCAUUCCAACAGCCUCUCAUCCCGAUAUCCUCCAACCUACAGCAAUCCCGAAAGCAGAGUCCCGGCAUACCCAAGCGGCAGCUUCCCACCCCCGAGCCAUGCUCUACCCCGUCCUCUACCACUGCCUUCACAGCCACAGCCAGGUCCCCCCAGCCAUACAAAUACUACUCAAACCAAGACUACGCUACAGCGCCCCGAUCCAUUCCAAUAAACACGAACCAACCCAGCAAGCCAGCCAUCACCAUCCCCAAUACCAACCCUUCUCCCAGAGGCUCAUCGCCAAACCAAGUCCACUUUGAGCCUCCCUGGGCCCGAAAUCAGGCAUACGGAAAUGUCCCCAACAGCAACAACAAACUCCAACCCCGCCACUAUUCCUCCGCAUACCCGCUUUCCUCCUCAUCCCCCGAGUCCAGCUUCCGACCCUCGCCGCCUCGCUCGGAUGAACGGUCCCCGUCGUCACGAUCACGUCGUUCCUCGCGCGAAGAAGCAAAGGAUAGACACAAGGCGUUGACUCGUAAUGCUACGAGAGGAUUGGUGGGGAUUGGAGCUAUUGCUGGGUUUAUGGAUGCGUUGGAGGCGUUUUCGAUUCUGUGA
Messenger RNA from Penicillium coprophilum, 1755 nucleotides. RefSeq lists its product as uncharacterized. The record is from RefSeq and is a predicted model, not a curated record. Lineage: Eukaryota; Fungi; Ascomycota; Eurotiomycetes; Eurotiales; Aspergillaceae. The coding region runs from base 1 to 1755 and encodes 584 amino acids. The transcript has 3 exons.